Molecule: messenger RNA, 780 nt
Organism: Monascus purpureus
Lineage: Eukaryota; Fungi; Ascomycota; Eurotiomycetes; Eurotiales; Aspergillaceae
Source: the annotation of a GenBank genome assembly
AUGGGCGACGGCUCUGACUACCCAAGUCCACGAAGUGAAGGUCCUGGAGGACCGACGUCUGUUCUUGUCGCUACUCACGACUCUUUCCCCCACGUGCCGAAGAUGGCCGAGCAAAUAUCCCCAAGCUUCGUGGAAAGCGCGCGUCCCCGACUGUCCGUCAGGCGAGCGCGCGAUCCCCCCAAAAACACAGCAGGCCAGAUCUAUUGUGAUCAUCCCGACUGUCAACCGACGCCUCCUAUAUUUCGUCGGCCUUGUGAAUGGAACAAACACAUGGAUAAACAUGAUCGACCGUACAAGUGCCUGGAGCCCGGCUGUGCCAAGAUCCAGGGAUUCACAUAUUCGGGUGGUUUAUUGAGACAUCAACGCGAAGUACAUAAGAAGAACAUCAAGAAACCCUUGAUGUGCCCGUAUGCCGAUUGCAACCGCAGCACUGGCACUGGGUUUACGCGACAGGAAAACCUAAAGGAACAUCUCAGGCGUCGGCAUAUGCAUACAGAAAAUGGCGCGUCGUCUGAACUCACCAUCAUUCCUCAUGCGGAGCUAGACGGCAUACGCGCAUCUUCUCUCGCGGCUUCCACGGGGUCGAAGAGAAAACGCGACUCUGUCGGCGAUGCUUCGGGAGUGAUCCAUGCUGAAGACGAGAAUGGUGUGGACCUACGAAACGAACUGAAAAGACUUCGGCACGAGGUUGAGGAGAAGGAUCGGCGGCUGGAAGAGCUAGAACGCAUUGUCGCAGGACUGCAGCAGGCCAUUCCACAAACUGCUACGAGCCAAGGUUGA